AUGAAUAAUCCGGUGUGGGGGGACAUCAGCCACCUUCACGAACCUGAUGCCCAGCAGAUGGAGAUGUUCCUUGUUUCUGAUCUCAAGGUCCCCAAAGAUCAUAUCAUCUCUCUCUAUGAUCGAUAUGCAUCUCGAAAAGCGAUUAUGAACGCAUUUAUGAUGCUUCAGAAAGAUCCACGGAUCCACGAGGGAGAUCCGAUACUCAUUUUCUUUGCCGGUCACGGGGGUCUAGCUGAAGCGGAACCGAAAUGGAGGCAAAAGUAUGGGUCCAGCAAGAUUCAGGUCAUAUUUCCCUACGACUAUGGCCUCCCUGUUAGCAAUUCCAACAGCUCUGUGGAUUGUAUUCCAGACGUAACUAUUGCUGAGUUACUAAACCAAUUAGCCGCUGCGAAAGGCAACAACAUUUUAUAUUCGAUUCGUGUCACUCCGCUUCAGGAACACGUGAUGAUCUGGAACGACCUGGUCUAA
Messenger RNA from Rhizoctonia solani, 468 nucleotides. Its product is annotated as ICE-like protease (caspase) p20 domain protein. The record is from RefSeq and is a predicted model, not a curated record. Lineage: Eukaryota; Fungi; Basidiomycota; Agaricomycetes; Cantharellales; Ceratobasidiaceae. The transcript has 3 exons. The coding region runs from base 1 to 468 and encodes 155 amino acids.